UGAACGACCUUACAAAUCUUUUGGGUCGUUUAUUUAUUGACCUUCACUUGCAUGAAUGAUUUGUGUUCGUGAAUUGCAGAAAAUUAGAGGCAGCAACAGGCGAUUGUGGACUUUAAGUUGGAAUCAUAAAGGAUCUGUCUUGGUUUCCGGUGGGGAAGACAGAAUAAUCAAGUCAUGGGCUAAAUGUGACGAUGAAUCAUGGGUUAUCAGCUUCUCUCUCCCUGAGGCACACAAAAGAUCAAUUAGAUGCAUAACAUGGUCGCCAUGUGGUAACUACAUAGCCUCGGCGAGUUUUGAUGGAACAGUAGCCAUUUGGAAAGUUUUCAAAGAGGCUUCAGGGCACGAAAUGGAGGCGCUUGUGACAUUAGAAGGGCAUACUAGCGAAGUCAAGUGUGUUGCUUGGUGCCCAUCCGGUCAUCUGAUAGCAACUUGUGGUCGAGAUAAAAGUGUCUGGUUGUGGGAAUUUGAUGACGAAGAGGAUGUUCAGUGUGUAAGCGUUCUGCAGCCCCAUUCACAGGAUGUGAAAUCAGUAGCCUGGCAUCCAGACGGUGAGGUUCUGGUUUCUACAAGUUAUGACAAUAAGAUAAAUGUGUAUAAAGAGGAACUUGAUGAUUGGGCUGUUUUUGUUCAGCUAACUGGACAUGACUCCACUGUGUGGAAAGCAGAGUUUUCUCCAUCUGGAGAUAUUUUGGCGAGCUGUAGUGAUGAUCGAUGUAUUAAACUUUGGGGAUGGGAAGGAGCUUGCAGUAAAUCAACUUCGUGGGUGUGUAUUGCUACAUUAACUGGUUAUCACAUACGUACAAUUUUCGAUUUAAGCUGGUCAUCAGAUGGUCAACUCUUAGCCAGUUGUGGUUCUGAUAACAGAUUAUGCAUCUAUAAGAUGCCAUCUAGUGGUUUGAUUCAUAUUGGCGGGAAACCGUGUUUAGAAGAACCACCUAUUCUAUGGGGUUAUGUUCCGAAUGCUCAUUCAGAAGACGUAAACUGUGUACGUUGGCAACCUAAGGGUUUCAACAGCAAAAGUCAUAGCAAAGAUACAUCAGACUGUCAACUAAUUUUGACAACAGCCUCUGAUGAUGGAUAUAUCAAGUUCUGGUCCAUCAAGUGUGAUGAAUAAUCCUGUUUCUUUCACGCACCAGACGAUUGUGUUUAUUUGUAAUUGUACUAUUUUAUGAACAAUUAUCUGUACAUAUAAUUUUUACUUUUGUAGUCCUUAAAAUUGAUCUUAUUUUCAUUAUAGAUUCGAUACACAUGGUGAUUUUUACUCUUUUUCUCAUAUAUAUUUUUAGUCUACGUUUAUGAUUCAGUAAAAAUUAAAUCGGAAUGAGUAAACAUUGGUUUUGCUCCGUGUCUAAUAGUAACGAUGAGUAGUCAAAAGAAAGGAGAUAAAGGAUUCCAAGUUUGGGCUUGCCUCGUGAUGCCAUUUGAUGAUUUCCACAGUAUUUGUUCUAUCCACCAUCAGUGUCUCUUCCUAAUUUCCUUUUUAACUGGAAGCUGGUUUGUUCUCUUCUACAGUAGGUUGUUGCUGAUUGCAUCCGACCAACGAACAUUGAGUAGACAAUUAUUUAUAAAUACUUGCAUAUUUUUGAUGAUGGUUGUAUCUGUUCUCCAUGUUCCAGCUCCGUAUAGUAGGAGUGUCUUGACGUUCGUGUCGAAGAUUAUGACUUUGGUGUUGGUUGUCAGUUGUUUUGACUUCCGUAUGCUCUUUAAUUUUGGAAAUGCUGCCUUUACUUUGCCAAUCCUUGCCUUCACAUCUGCAUCAGAUUUUCCUUGUUCAUUGAUGAUGCUGCUCAGGUACACAAAACUUACCACCUCUUCCAAUGCUUAUUCAUCAAGUAAAGUUUGGUUGAUGUUCUCUACGUUGUAUUUGGGGAUCUUGAUUUUUCGACUGUGUAUGUUAAGGUCUACUGAAGCACAGGCUGCUGUUACACUGGUUGCCUUGACCUGUAUUUGUUGGUGUUUAUGGGGUAGAAGAGCUUGGUCACCGGCGAAGUCAAAAUCGUUUAGUUGCAUCCAUACCGUCCAUUAUAUUCCAUUCUUCUCCUCAGAUGUGGAGGUCUUCAUAAUGCAGUCAACCACCAGAACAAAAGAGAAAGGGAAAACGUAGGCAGAAUUGCCUGACUCCGGUCUUUACUUGGAAUCCAUCUGUCAGCUGUCUUUCAUGGACGACACUGGGAUGAAGUCCAUCGUAUGAAAUCCGGAUGAUGUUUAUGAUCAUCUUAAAGACACCAUAGUGCCGAAAACGUUUUCACAAACUUCGCCUAUCAUUACUGUCAGACGCCUUCACAUAAUCAAGAGAGUCAGUGUACAGUGACGAUUUAUAUUCAGUUGGUUAUUCAAUGGGGAUCUGUAGUGUCACGAUUCUGUCUGUGCACGACUGAUCCUUGAGGAAUCCAACCUGUUGAUCUCAAAGUUGCGCGUCUAUUGAAUCUUUCAUUCGGUUUAGCAGUACUCGAUCGAAAACGUUUUCAGGAACUGAUAGCGUUUUGAUACCUCUCGCACUUUCUGAGAUCUUUCUUUGGUAACAUGAUGAGGUGUCUUUCUUUCCAAACCGUCGGUACUUGUUCUUCCUCCAAAUAUUCCUGGAUAGAGCGAAGGGCAUGUUUGCAUUUUGACUUCAGUGCUUCAUCCGGUAGGUAUUAUGGUCCUGCUGCUUUCCCACUUGUUUUGCCUGAUAGCCGUAGUAAUUUCUCCAAUCGUUGGUGAAGUGAUUUCAGUGGGAGGGUCUAUGUAUGCUCAUUUGACAUCUGAAGAGUUCAGUGACGCUGGUCCAUUCAAGGGUUCUUCAAAGUGCUCUACUCACCUGUUCCACUGUUUUUGAAUCUCAGUGAUUAGCUUACCUUCUUUGUUCUUGACUGAUCUCUCUGGUUUAUUAUAAUUCCCUGCUAGUUACUUAAAUAUAUCAUAAAGUUGUCUCAUAUUUACAUCUCUUGUAACUUUUUCUCUGUCAUGUAUAGGUCACCCACGUAUUUCUGCUUGUCGACUCUGAUGAUCUUCUCCAGUUGUUUGAUUGCUUCUGUGUAUUAGGCCUGCAACUUGUCUUUCUCUGUUCUUGUUUGGCAGUUGUUAAUUGCUGUUUCCCCUGUGCUUCUUUAGCUUCAGUUCCGCCAUGACCACUACCAGGUGGUUAUCUGAAGUCAUGUAAGCUAUGUCCCCUUAUUGAUCUUACUUCCUCCAUGGAUCUUCAUUCAAAUUCAUUGUGAUUCCUCGCUUUUUUGGUUUGAAACAUGUUAUAAUGAUUCUGGACCCAUGAAAUCCUCAUACUAAGAGAGUUCUACGCGCUUUUUUGAACAGCAUCAGUGGGAAUCCUUGUGUUUGUGUAGCAUUUACUUCGCGACCAGAAUACAACAACAUCUUUCCGGAAUCUAAUCUUUUUUUGUCCAGUUUGUGUCGAAUGGGUUUCACUUAUACGUGACACUACCAAGUUGUAUCUCCUCAUUUCCAUAGCCACUUGACUGGUUCUCCUGGUCCCACACGUUGUCCGAAAAUUCCAUGUAUCUGUGUUAAAUGUUGCUCUAGUCGUCCAGAAGGGGCAUCGGCCUCUUAAAUUCUCAAGAACCUUGGCUAGCACUAUAAGGCGUCUUAAUUCCUCCGAAUGAAGAUCCUUGAACUCCCAGAGCAGAGUUUAAGUGGGUUUUUUCUAGUCAGCGUCUUUUUCUGAGUACGGUUAUUUUCUACGAAAUGGGGUUACUGACACCAAGUCCAAUCCUCCUCUUUUACCCAGGUUUGAGACUAGCAGUAACUCUAGAAAGUCUACAGGCAAAGAGAUUUACUCUCACUUAAUUCAGUUGGUUAAUCAAAAAUGCUGCAUACUAGUUAGUCACGCACUAGUUUUAUAUUGAACAUGUUAGAUAGUUCAUCUUAUCUAUUAAUAAACCCAUUAUUCCUUUUCAAUCAUCAACAAGUAUCAAUCUCUAAACUUACCAACCAAAACUAUUUUACAUUCUCUGAUUGAAUUAAUGUAUUUCAAUGAAAUUUGUUUUAUUCAGU
This is a messenger RNA of Schistosoma curassoni, 3987 nucleotides long. NCBI's taxonomy places the organism in Eukaryota, Metazoa, Platyhelminthes, Trematoda, Strigeidida, Schistosomatidae. The record is from the annotation of a GenBank genome assembly.